Messenger RNA from Protopolystoma xenopodis, 2748 nucleotides. The record is from the annotation of a GenBank genome assembly. NCBI's taxonomy places the organism in Eukaryota, Metazoa, Platyhelminthes, Monogenea, Polystomatidea, Polystomatidae.
AUGCGCAAAACACAUUCUCAAUGGCGUGCAAGACCUGUUUGUCAAUUCAUCGGCGAGAACCUAGAUAGCCGGAACUCACGUGGAGAUUCGGAUAGCGCGGCCGUGGAAACCUGUCGUUUGGAACAAGUGACUGCGGAAUAUUUUAUUGAGAGAGGCGCUAUAACAAUCGAAGAACCGCAUUCUACCCAUGGUGGCUUUAUGGGGAACAAUACCUGCUGCCAUAACAAGGAAGAAACUUUGAAUAGAGUCUUUAAUACCAAGAAAGACAUUCACUCACCAAUUGUGAUUGUCCUUCGUGCCAGACACACUGCUAAAUCAUUGAGGUUUGAAGAAAAAUACCUUUGCACAGAAAAGGGAGCAAGGGCUGUUGCCAAGGCUCCAGACGAGCACGGCAGCAGCAGAAGAAGUGCGUACUGCCAAAUUGAUAUGUUAGAAGGGACGGCUCCUUCUCCGCUCUUUCAAAGUCCUGGAGGCCAGGUAGUGGGAGCUUCAGGUGAUAACGUGGACAAAAGCAGGCAGUACAGCAACGCCUACUCGGAGGCCUCCACUCCGGUCAGCUCUCUGUCGAAGCAGUUCUGUUCAACCUCCAGUACGGCUUCAAGAAGGCCUCUGUUAGGGGAUAGUGAGGACCACCUCGACGAAACGGCAACGAUCAACAGCUCAAUCUCCAGCCUGAAUUCACACAACGAACUAUCCACCACCAAGUGCCUUCCACGGUCUGUCAAACCGGUUCCAACCGUCAAGGCCCCAAGCUCUCGAUUGUCUAAAGUCUCCCUGACCAGUGGUCCCAGUAAGAAGAAGCCCAUCCCGGGCGACGACUCGGACUCUUUGUCUGUUGGCAAAAAGGAGCCCAGACGACAAAUGCAUGCGCUGCCUCAAAAGCCGAAAAGGGUGAUAACCUCUUCGGGCGAUGCUGGUGACGUCAGGAGAUUCGGUAAAAAUGAUGCCACUAGAAGCGAAGCGCCCAAUCAAAAACUGUCUAACUCGGACUCCAGGACUGCCCGGAGCGCGAUAGCAAGAUACAGUCUUUCACCCACUUAUGUUUCUGUAGGGCAGCAAGCAGAACAGGACAAAGCAUUGAACCCAAUCACCACGAUCGACUCGAGCACUAUGACUCUUGACUGUGAAGAGGCCUCUUUGUUGGCCCACCCAAAUGUCGACUCUCUCCCUUUGCCGAGUGUUUAUUCAGGACAAUCAGGAGAUCAGAUCGGCGUCUUAACUUCACCCAAGCAAGGCAAAAUCGUUGAUCUCUCAACAGACGCACUGCCAAAGACGCACUGUGCGACACGUCUUUGCACCAAUUGCCAGCUUCAACAGCCCAUUCGACAUGACCCUUGCCUGACCGCUUCGAUGACAAGAACAUUCUCAUUUCAUGAUGUCGCCUCCCAGGACAACUUUGGCAGACAGGCCACUACUUCCACUGGAUGCGACGAUGAUGCUAAUGGUGAGGGCGUUGUUGAUGAGGAUGCUGAUGGUGAAGGCAAUGACGAUGGCGAUGGCGAAGGGGCUGAUGAAAGCGAUAGCAAAGGAAUUCAAAGAGUUUUUCGGCUCAGAGAUCGGUACCGUGCCAGCAUCCUGUCGGAAAAGACGACUGAAAAUCUCCCAUUAUCUGAGUCACUGCCAUCUGGUCCUACUGAAAAGUGUUGCCAAAGCAGGGCGACCAGUCUGCCGUCUGCAGAGCCAGAUAGUCACUUAGCGAAAAUAUUGAUGCUAAAUGCAGAAAUCAGGCGAGUUUCAGAGCCUGGGCCGUCUCUUCAGAUCAGGGUCCAUAAGUCUGAUGGUCUCGCAGAACCUCCGAACCCCCUGAACCACUGCUCGAUCCAGCCAUGGCAUCAUGAGUCCCAACCCCUGUCACCGGAAUACUGUCCCAGGGUCCCUGUGAGGUCAGACUCCAUCAACGAACACUACAUAGCCUCGACCCCCUUGGCUUCGUCGAGCCUGCGAACAAACGAGACAUCGGUUGAAGAGCCCCAAUUGACAGUUGUCCAGACGCCAAGGCACGACCAAAAGAGUCAAUUACUUUCGUCCGUUCCCUGCUCAUCAGCCUACCAGAUGGAACUACAGGGCAACAAAGGGGCUAAUGUUCAUCAGGCCACCUCCGACGAGCCGACCAUUAGAGACGCCAAAGAGGCAAGUCCCAUGCCGGGCGUCAUCAGAAGAUUCUGCGGUGCCAAUAACACAGAAUCUCGAACAGUUGAUGAAUUAAAUUAUUGGACACCACAGCAUAGGCUGCCAAGCAGCCUGAGCGAGGUAAAUGGGUUUGUUCCGGUUACCCAAACACUUCUCACACUUCCGAGCCUUGACGGAGAGACAGGAUUGGCAGCUUCGACUGGGCUAUUGACUUUUCGAGGUACCAGAUCUCCAAACUCGACUGUGUCCCAGAUUCCUGCCUACCCAAAUAGACUGAAUGAGCCUUUAACAUCUGAGAGAGAGAGGCCUCAUAGCAGCCUGAAUAUAGUUCGAGGAUACAAAUCUGCUGAUCCAUCACUUAUUAGUCAUUGUUUUUAUCUGGCUGAAACAACAAAUCUAGAGGCAAUUAUCACAGAUCCAUCUGAUCGUAGGAUAAAGGCUAUCUGUGACAGGUACCAGUGUAGUAUCCGGGUCUACAGGAAGGUUCCUAAAUCAGGCUUUCUCAAGUACCAUGUAAUUUUGAGUGCUCAUGACUAUGAACAGAUGAGGAAGUGCAUCCGAUCACUGGAUUCUCGAUUUAAUUGGUGUCUCACCCCUCAAUUAAAGGAAAAGCCUUAG